AUAAAAUAGAUAUACACAAAGAAGCAUUCAACAAUUUAAAAAACUUAAAAGCUCUUGAAAUUUCACUCUGCAAUCUAACUCUCACAAAAGAUCACUUUCGAGAUUUAACAAAAUUAAAAUAUCUACACUUGAAUGAUAUGCAUUUAAAUGAUUUCGAAUGGUUACGAUCCGAAACACUUCAAACGAAUUUGGAAUAUUUGCAAAUAAAGUUAAUUACGAUAGCUGUUGGGCUACCUAAUUAUCAAAAUGUUGUGCCAAUUAAUUAUACAGCUAUUCAAAACUUAAAUAGAUUUCAGAAAUUGGGCAUAAUUCAAAUUUCCAAUUCACACCUUUUGGAAUAUAUGCUUAGAAAUGACACUUCCAUUAAAGCUUUCAUUUGCGAAGAAGGUAUUAACAGAUGCGAAUUCGAAGAGGACAUUAACAAUCGCACAUGUCCCAAUGACUGUAAAUGCACACUUGAUCGAGAGGAUAUGCGAUUUAAAAUAGAAUGCAAUACGUCUGAGUACCAUCAGGAAAUUCCUGAGUUACCGAUCCCAAUAAUUGGAAACACUUCUCUGUACUUUAAUAAUGCAAAUCUCACGAAAUUACCAACAUCUAACUUAUACGGAUAUUCCCAAGUAAAGGAAUUGUACUUAGCAAACAACCAACUUUCACAUUUGGCCAUUGAUCAACUUCCGGAAAAUCUAACAUAUUUAGAUAUCCGAAAUAAUAGUCUACAAUCUAUUGAUAAAAGCGUUCUCGAAUUUCUCGCUUAUCGAUCCAGAGUUAUACAAAUUUUAUUAUCGGGCAAUCCAUGGAUCUGUCAUUGCGAAAACGAACAUUUAAUAAUAUUCGUGCAAGACCCUGCCAAUAAAAUCGUGGAUAGAAAAAAUAUACUUUGUGGAGAUGUCAAGAUGGGGCGAAUGACAAAUAUAUUUAUAUCAUCAAUUUGUAAUUCCUUAAAUGACAUGAACAUGAUAAUAAUUGGAGUAUCAUUUGGAAUUAUUGUUGUAAUUAUUAUUGUAAUAUGCGUAAUAACAAUACAUUACAAGCAAUUAAUUUUAAUGUGGCUUUUCGAACGGAAUCUUUGUGUAAGCUGCAUAGCCCAAGCGGAACCCGAUAAUGAUCUAAAAUACGAUGCCUUUCUCGCAUUUUCCCACCAAGAUUUGGAAUUUGUAGAGAUAUAUGUGGAGAAGCUAGAGAGAGGACCCUGUCAAUAUCAAUUAUACUUUUAUCAUCGCGACUGGUUGAUAGGCGAGUGCAUUCCCGAUUGCAUAUUGAGAUCCAUCGAAGACUCCAAACGAAUAAUAAUCUUGUUAACGGAGAAUUUUAUGAAGUCUUCAUGGGGUCGAUUUGAGUUUCGCUGUGCCAUUCAAGCCACAUCGACUAAUAAAUACAAACGACUGAUUGUUAUAGUGUACCCUGGAAUUGAUUUUAAUGAUCUGGAUAUUGAGUUGAGGAACUACAUGAAAUUCAACACGUAUCUGACGAGAGAUGAUCCACAAUUCUGGAGAAAGCUAAUGUUCGGUAUGCCUCAUAAGGAACAGACAGUUCAUACGUGUGAAGAAAGCAGUUUAUAAAACAACAAAAAUUUAAUUUCGCUAAGAUUCCCAAUAUAUAUAUUUCGUAUGCAUAUAAUUUUCUAGUUUAAUUAAGAAAGUAUUAAUGUUUAGCAAUCCAAAAAGGUUUAUCUAGCCAGUUAAAAGGGAUAAAUAAAAUAAUGUAAACUUUUAUUAUACACACAUCAUAUAAAAUAAUUAUAAUCUAUA
This is a messenger RNA of Drosophila sulfurigaster albostrigata, 1748 nucleotides long. Its product is annotated as protein toll-like. Lineage: Eukaryota; Metazoa; Arthropoda; Insecta; Diptera; Drosophilidae. The transcript is spliced from 2 exons. The coding region runs from base 138 to 1559 and encodes 473 amino acids. Gene Ontology annotation, molecular function: transmembrane signaling receptor activity. Gene Ontology annotation, biological process: innate immune response; toll-like receptor signaling pathway. Gene Ontology annotation, cellular component: membrane. The record is from RefSeq and is a predicted model, not a curated record.